CUUCAGGCCAUUUACUCAGCGCUUGCCGCCACCCUGAGUCCGAACCAGAAGGAGAGGGAGGCUGCGGAAGCGUUGUUGAAGAACUUUGAGGGGACCCCGGGGUACAUCUCAUCCUUGUUUCGAGUGGUGAACAGCAACGAGGUCUCCAUCGAGAUCAAGCAGGCGGGGAUCAUCUACUUCAAGAACCUGGUACGUCCCAGGGCUGCAAAGGAGGGAGGGGGGAGCGGGUACGAUGAAAGGAACUUCAUCCGUCAGAAUAUUCUAGAAGCGAUCGUGAUGGCAGAUCAUCGGUGCAGAGGUGUCAUCACCGAGAGCUUGAGGAGAAUCGCGUCCAACGACUUUCCCGAGAAGAUGCCAAACUUCUUGGACGAGGUCACCGCAAGACUUGACCCCGCCAUCCCUCCCGAGCACAUCCUGGGCGCCCUCUAUGCCCUCAGGGUGCUGACGAAGAACUACGAAUAUAAGGCACACGACAAGCGCGAGCAGCCGCUGAACGAGAUCAUGUCCAAGGCCUUUCCCCGGCUGCCAGCGCUCAUGGAGGCGACGCUGUCGUCACAUGCUGGGGAUGAGAAGACGGCGGAGAUGCAGAAGGUGAUCAUCAAGUCCCUGUGGUCGUGCGUCCACCAGUCUGUGCCCCUCUACCUCCAAGACUACGGUCGGUUCGUCGAGUGGAUGUCGCUGCUGUACCGGGUGAUCGAGGCCCCGGUCCCCCCGCAGGCUCAGGGAGGACCCAACGCUGACAAGGAUGAGCUGAACAAGCUCGUGUUCUGGAAGUGCAAGAGAUGGUCAGCCAAGAUCCUCCAUCGGCUCUUCGAGAAGUACGGCAGCCCCAAGGUAGCUGAGAAGCAGUUCGGGGCGAACAGAGCUGGGGAAGUCCAGCUGUCGCAGGCGUUCCACAACGAGCUUGCAAACCGCUUCCUGCAGCUCUUCAUGCAGCUGCUGGCGAAGAAGGCGGACGGCGUCUUCCUCCCCGAGUCGCUGGUGGUCGAGGGCCUUCACUUCAUCGACAUCGCCAUUACGCUGGCCAUCACCUGGAAGCUCCUCAAGCCCAACUGCAUGGCGCUGAUCUCGCACGUGCUGUUCCCCAUGAUUUGCUUCGACGAGGAGGACGAGGAGCUCUGGACGAGCGACCCUCAGGAGUUCAUCCGCAAGACGUAUGACUUCCUGGAGGACUACUCCAGCCAGCGCUCCGUCGCUUGUUCGCUCGUCGUGAACCUCUGCAAGAAGAGGACCAAGACGACGCUCAUCCCCACCAUCGAGUUCUGCAUCAGCCACAUGAAGAGCUACGCUGAGGGUGGAGGGAACGCGCGGCUCAAGGACGGGGCCCUGUACUGCAUCGGAUCGCUGGCCGGGGCCUUGCAGGAGCAGAAGAUGGCGGCGCAGUAUGAGGGGCACGUGAGGGACAUGCUGGUCAAGUACGCGAUCCCCGAGCUGAAGUCCAGCAAGGGGCACCUGAGGAGCCGAGCUGCCUGGACGCUCUCGCAGUACGUGGACACGAUCCUCAAGGACCCGAGCUGCUUCCAAAGUGUGCUGGGGGAGAUCAUCAACAUGCUACAGGACGCUGAGCUUCCGGUCCGCUUCCAGGCAGCCAUCGCGCUGAGGCUCUUCAUCUACGACAUGGACGAGGGGGCAGCGAGGACGGGAGUCCUGCCGCUGCUCUCAGGGUUCCUGCCGCAGCUGCUGGACAAGCUGUUCGGCCUCAUCGACGAGGUGGGGAGCGACGAGCUGAUAGCAAGCCUCGAGAUCCUCAUCGAGUGCUUCGAGGACGAGAUGGCCCCCUACGCGCAACAGCUCUGCCAGAGGCUCUCGGAGCACUUCCUCCGCCUUACGUCGUCGGAGGGGGAGGGGGAGGACGACGCGGCGAUCGCUGCGUCCCAGUGCUGCUCGGCGAUCAAGACCCUGCUCGACUCCAUCAAGAAAACUCCCGAGCUGUACCACUCGCUCGAGCCCAACCUGGUGCCCCUGCUUGCCAAGGUGCUGUCGCCCGACUCGACGGGGGACUACGUGUACAUGGAGUUCAUGGAAGAGUUCCUUGAGAUCCUGACUUACCUGACCUACUACAGCCCCACCAUCUCCGAGGGCGUCUGGUCCCUCUUCCCCCUCCUCACCAAGUCCUUCUUCGACUGGGCCUUCGACUACCUCUCCAACAUCAACCUCCCCCUCGACAACUACAUCUCCAGGAGCACCACCGUCUUUCUCUCCAACCCGGAGCACCCGCUGACGGUCUACCGCAUGAUCGACAAGGUUAUGCAGCACGAGGACUCGUCGGAGCGUGACCUCGUCGAGGCCUGCAAGCUUUCUGAGAGCCUCAUCCUCAACUGCAAGGGAGCCAUCGACUCCUACAUCCCUCCUCUGCUCCAGCUCAGCUGCCAGAGGUCCACUCUCCUCCCCUCCUCGUAUUGCCGCACCGAAUUGUUCAAGAUGAUAGCCAAUUGUCUCUUCUACAAUGCAGAAGGAACUUUAACGGCGUUGGAGCAGCAGGGGACCAUUGUGAACGUGUUCCAUGCAUGGAGGCAGGAGGCAGGAGGCAGGAGGCAGGAGGCAGGGGAUCGCAGGAGUCACUUCAAGGGGCUUCAUGAUCAGAAAGUCUGCAUCCUCGGCUUGACGUCAAUCCUCAAGGUCCCCGUGCCCAAUAUGCCUCCCUCCGUGUCGGGCGGCCUCUCGCACAUCCUCCGGGCGAUCUUAGAGCUG
Guillardia theta CCMP2712 is the source of this 2691-nucleotide messenger RNA. RefSeq lists its product as hypothetical. The record is from RefSeq and is a predicted model, not a curated record. Gene Ontology annotation, biological process: protein import into nucleus. The transcript has 7 exons. Lineage: Eukaryota; Cryptophyceae; Pyrenomonadales; Geminigeraceae. Gene Ontology annotation, molecular function: small GTPase binding. The annotation marks the transcript as partial. Gene Ontology annotation, cellular component: cytosol; nuclear envelope.